GCGGUGGCGUGGCAGGCCUGCCCUGGGCCAACAGGGACACGUUUGGGCCCCCUUCCCUGAGUUGCUUUCUGCCCACCACUCGGGGCCUGUCCCCUUUGCCUGUUCCUCCGCGAUGGACGGAGCGCCCCGACCCAGCAGGGCUGCGAGGGUCCCCAGGUGCUCAGGCCAUGCCUGUCCAUCCUGGCUAAAGCUCGUGGAGUCCCUGCCGCCCCAGGACGCCAGACGAACCCAGCCCAAGCAGCGAGUGCUGAAGGCAGGGCUCUGCUGAGCCGAGCAGCAAGUCCCCGUGGGAGAAGGUCACGUGCAGGUGCCUGUCGACCAUGGAGGCUCCGUGGAAGCCCGGACGGCUCCCUGCUUACUGAGGCCCAGGCAUCAGAUCCCUAAACACAAAACAGGAAGUCCUGGCAAGCUCCAACCCGGCCCCUCGAGAGCUGUCAGACGCAAGAGCUACUCAGAGAGCAUCCGGUCCAGUGCCUCCCUGGCCUGGUCACCCACAAUGCAGGGCUCCUUCGAUGUCCCAGGACGCCAGCGGCUCUGCUGGGCUGCCACCCUGGGCUGGGCCUGGCUCCUCCUGCAGGGAGUCUUGGUUGCAUUUAUUCUACCCACGUGCUGACUCAGAAGCUGAGGAGGCUCCCCAGUGAGGACCCCUUGGUUACGUGUGUGGAGACCAAGCAUCGGGGCCCUCAGGUGUAGACGGGCAGAGGAAAUACUUAUUCCAAAAGGAUCAGGAAUGGACAUGUCCUCAGUGUGUGCGUAUGUGUGUUUAUACACGUGGAGCAUAUAUAUUUUCUAAAGUGAGUCUUUCCAGGAGCUAAGCCAGAGUCAGCAAACUGUGGCCCUGGGCCAAAUCUGGCCCACCGCUUCUUUUGUAAAUAAAGUUUUAUUAGCACACAGCCACACCCUUGUAACCGCCUUCUCACCACCACAGCAGGGCUGAGUAGUUUUAACACAGCCUGUAGGUCUGCCAAGUCUGAAAUGUUGGCGCUGUGGUCCCAUAAGAAAAACGCUGGGGCCCCCUGAGCCCAGCCAGAUGCACCAGGCUGGGCAUCCUUCGGGGAUGGAGCGGGAGGGGCAGCUGGAGAGCAGAGGACCGCUUGCCAAGAUCUGUUUUUCACGGACUGGACUUUGUUGGCUCCUCCUCUCCCGCCGAGGGUUCAACACCCCGGCUGCCAAGCCUUCACGUGCAGGACGAGCAUUGAUAACGGUCUGGUAACAACGACAAACAGCCAAAGGCAGCAGGUAGAGCAGAAAUCCAUCGACCAGGCUCACCUCCUGGGCGCCCCCGUGUCCUCCGCUGCCCAUCGUCAGUGCAGGGCCUGCUGGGAAAUGCUCCGGGCACUGACCGCGGCCAGUGCGGCCCUGAGGCACAAGGCGGCGGGCUGGGUGAGGACCAUGGCCUCCCACCCACUGCUGGUGGCCCCCCCAGAAGCCCUGAGUAAGCCCCUGUCCCUCCCCAGCCGGCUUCUGCUGGGGCCCGGCCCCUCUAACCUGACCCCCCGCGUCAUGGCGGCUGGGGGGCGGCAGACAAUAGGACACAUGCACGAGGAGAUGUUCCAGAUCAUGGACGAGAUCAAGCAAGGCAUCCAGUACGUGUUCCAGACCUGGAACCCCCUCACGCUGGCCAUCAGCGGCUCGGGGCACUGUGCACUGGAGGCCGCCCUGUUCAACCUCCUGGAGCCGGGGGACUCCUUCCUGGUCGGGGUCAACGGCGUCUGGGGGCAGCGGGCCCAGGACAUCGGGGAGCGCAUUGGAGCCCGCGUACACCCGAUGCUCAAGGACCCUGGAGGCCACUUCACGCUGCAGGAGGUGGAGGAGGCCCUGGCCCAGCACAAGCCCGUGCUGCUGUUCCUGACCCAGGGGGAGUCAUCCAGCGGCGUGCUGCAGCCCCUCGAUGGUUACGGGGAGCUCUGCCACAGGUACCAGUGCCUGCUCCUGGUGGACUCGGUGGCCUCCCUGGGCGGGGUCCCCAUCUACAUGGACCAGCAGGGCAUCGACGUCUUAUACUCGGGCUCCCAGAAGGUCCUGAACGCCCCUGCAGGCACCUCGCUCAUCUCCUUCAGCGACAAGGCCAAAAAUAAGAUCUACACUCGGAGGACCAAGCCCUUCUCCUUCUACCUGGACAUCAAGUGGCUGGCCAACUUCUGGGGCUGUGAGGACAAGCCCAGGACAUACCAUCACACCACCCCCGUCAUCAGCUUGUACAGCCUGAGGGAGAGCCUGGCCCAUCUAGCAGAGCAGGGCCUGGAGAACAGCUGGCAGCAGCACCGCGAGGCCUCAGAGUACCUGCACGGGCGCCUGCAGGGGCUGGGCCUGCAGCUCUUCGUGAAGGAUCCGGCCAUCCGACUGCCCACCGUCACCACCGUGGCCGCACCUGCGGGCUACGACUGGAGAGACCUUGUCAACUACGUCAUGGACCACUUCAACAUCGAGAUCACGGGCGGCCUUGGGCCCUCGGUGGGGAAGGUGCUGCGGAUCGGCCUGCUGGGCUGUAACGCCUCCCGGGAGAACGUGGACCGAGUGAUCGGGGCCCUGCAGGAGGCCCUGCAGCGCUGCCCCCGGAACAAGCUGUGACCCGGCUGCCUGUCCCACGCCAACGCAGUCGACUGGGGGUGGGGGCCCAGGGGCAAACAGACUCUGCAAGGGGGACAGGCCCCGGGGACAGGACAGCUGCUGACCCAGCCCAGGUGAAGGGGGGAGGGGCAGGGCCGGGCAGCUGCCCCCGCCCCCAGCGGCCCGUCCCCUCCGAGUGGAGCUUCCUGGAUGUGGGCCAUUUGGACCCUCAGCGCCUCCCCAAUGAGCUGCGGUCCCCAUAGGUCACUGGCCUGUGAACGUUCAAUAAAGAAGCAGCUGGUCAUCUGUC
This is a messenger RNA of Balaenoptera musculus (blue whale), 2860 nucleotides long. RefSeq names its product alanine--glyoxylate and serine--pyruvate aminotransferase (gene AGXT). The transcript is spliced from 11 exons. Bases 1327 to 2571 code for a protein of 414 amino acids. Gene Ontology annotation, molecular function: L-alanine:glyoxylate transaminase activity; L-serine:pyruvate transaminase activity. Gene Ontology annotation, cellular component: peroxisome. NCBI's taxonomy places the organism in Eukaryota, Metazoa, Chordata, Mammalia, Artiodactyla, Balaenopteridae. The record is from RefSeq and is a predicted model, not a curated record.